AUGGCGUCACCUCCAAUUUUAUCCUUGGCUCUUCCAUUAAAUACGGUAGAGUUCUCAGCAUUCAAUCUCACACAGUUCAGAUGUGGAUCCAAUCAAUUCAGUACAGUUCUCAAAUCAUACAGGGUACCCGACAUUAAGGGUCAAGUUCUAAAUGGACGAGAAUUGUUGGAUUUAAUAGAAGGCCUUGAAGAAAAUAAUUUAUUAUACUACACUCAUUUAUUAACAGGUUAUAUUGGCUCUGUUUCUUUUUUAAACUCUGUAUUGGAAGUUGUAGACAAGCUACGCUCUAUUAAUCCAAGUCUUAUUUAUGUUUGUGAUCCAGUGAUGGGUGAUGAGGGAAAGCUCUAUGUCCCCGAAGAUCUGGCAUCAGUAUAUCGCGAAAAGGUUGUCCCGGUGGCUUCAAUGAUGACUCCUAACCAAUUCGAAGCAGAACUGUUGACUAAAUUGAGGAUUGGUUCUGAAACAGAUGGUCGGGAAGCAUGCAACAUUCUUCAUGCUGCUGGGCCUUCAAAGGAACAAGCUCCUCAGCAGUUUAAGAUUGUAAUACCAAGAAUUCCUGCAUAUUUUACGGUACGCAAAAUUUUCUUGCGAUCACUUGUACUUCUUACCCAUCCUAUUAAUCCUGCACCUUUACAAGAGUGGAGCUUAAGAGCUUUAGGUUUAAGCCUUGAAUCACACAUCUUUGAGCUGCUUGAGGGCAAAGUUGAGCUAUUUGUUGUGCAUGGAAAGCAUAAACAGAAUGCUUAUACUGCCAAAGGUGCAAAGUGCAUAAAAAGCGUUUGCUUUAGUGAAGGUGCAUUUUUUUUUGUAUGUAUGAUUGCACAUGUGUUAUCUUUUACUGUUUGUACUUCAUUCUUCGUCUACCGACUAUGCACAUUGGAAACUAUGUUGAUGAACAACCAUAUUUUUAGGAACAGGAGAUCUAAUGACGCACUUCUACUUGGGUGGAGUAAUAAAUAUCCCGACAACCUUGAUAGGGCAGCGGAGCUUGCAGUAUCCAGUUUGCAGGCACUUUUGGUGAGGACAGUGAAUGAUUAUACAAGUGUGGGAUUUGAUUCGAAAUCGGGCAGCUUAGAGAUUCAGUUAAUUCAGAGUCAGGAUGACAUCCGGAACCCGAAAUUGACAUUUAGAGCUAAAAAAUACACCUGAAAGGUAAUACAUGAUCAAUGAUGUGUAUCGAAGUAACAAUGAUCCUCUUGUUUUUUAGUAAAAGGUAUAAUGCUAUACAAAGUUUAUACCAUUGUGUUAGAAUAAA
This is a messenger RNA of Hibiscus syriacus, 1255 nucleotides long. RefSeq names its product pyridoxal kinase-like. Gene Ontology annotation, molecular function: pyridoxal kinase activity. The record is from RefSeq and is a predicted model, not a curated record. NCBI's taxonomy places the organism in Eukaryota, Viridiplantae, Streptophyta, Magnoliopsida, Malvales, Malvaceae. Gene Ontology annotation, biological process: pyridoxal 5'-phosphate salvage. The coding region runs from base 1 to 1149 and encodes 382 amino acids. Gene Ontology annotation, cellular component: cytosol. The transcript has 12 exons.